This is a messenger RNA of Camelus dromedarius (Arabian camel), 1497 nucleotides long. Its product is annotated as olfactory receptor 10J1. Gene Ontology annotation, molecular function: olfactory receptor activity; G protein-coupled receptor activity. Gene Ontology annotation, biological process: G protein-coupled receptor signaling pathway; detection of chemical stimulus involved in sensory perception of smell. Gene Ontology annotation, cellular component: plasma membrane. Lineage: Eukaryota; Metazoa; Chordata; Mammalia; Artiodactyla; Camelidae. The transcript is spliced from 3 exons. The coding region runs from base 60 to 1490 and encodes 476 amino acids. The record is from RefSeq and is a predicted model, not a curated record.
UCUGUGGUGCCAAGAGAUGGUGCUGACUUUCUCUUUGUCUUUCAGACCCAAACUCUUCAAUGAAGACUGCCAACCACACAGAGGUAAGAGAGUUUAUUUUCCAAGGCUUCUCAAGCUUCCAAGAACAUCAGCUCACACUCUUUGUGGUGUUUCUCACCCUGUACAUUCUAACUCUGGCUGGCAAUGUCAUCAUUGUGACUAUUAUCCAUAUUGACCAUCAUCUCCACACCCCCAUGUACUUCUUUCUAAGUGUCCUCUCCACAUCAGAGACUUUCUACUCCCUGGUCAUCAUCCCACGCAUGCUUUCCAGUCUUGUAGGCCUGAGCCAAUCCAUUUCCCUGGAGGGCUGUGGGACCCAGCUUUUUUUCUUCCUUGGCUUUGCCAUCACCAACUGCCUUCUGUUGGCAGUAAUGGGAUAUGAUCGCUAUGUGGCCAUCUGCAACCCACUUCGUUACUUAAUCAUCAUGAAGUGGAGGGUCUGUGCCAUGCUGGCAUCCUCAGUCUGUGCCACAGGGUUCUCACUCUCACUGGUUCAGGCUGUGGCCAUUUUCAGACUGCCCUUUUUACGCAAGAAUCACACUUUGGUGAGUGAGUUCACUUUCCAGGGUUUCUCCAGCUUCCAUGAGCACCAGCUCCCUCUCUUUAUCAUGUUCUCUACACUGUACAUCUUAACCCUGGCAGGCAAUACCAUCAUUGUGACCAUCAUUAGCUUUGAUCGCCACCUCCACACGCCCAUGUACUUCUUCCUCAGCACGCUGUCAGCUUCAGAGACCGUGUACACACUCGUCAUUAUACCCAAGAUGCUCGAUAACCUCAUAGGCCCGAGUCGGCCCAUUUCUCUGGCAGGCUGUGCCACUCAGAUGUUCUUCUUCAUCACUUUGGCCAUCAACAACUGCUUCCUGCUCACAGCCAUGGGGUAUGACCGCUACGUGGCCAUCUGCCACCCCUUGAGGUACUCUGUCAUCAUGAACAAGAGGGUGUGCAUCCAGCUGCUGGGAGGCGCCUGCAGCAUUGGGCUGAUUGUGGCCAUGACACAGGUUUCAGCUGUAUUCAGGCUGCCCUUCUGUACCACAAAGGUGGCCCACUUCUUCUGUGACAUCCGGCCUGUGAUGAAGCUCUCCUGCAUUGACACCACUGUCAAUGAGAUCCUGACUCUGAUCAUCAGUGUCUUGGUGAUCCUGGUUCCCAUGGGACUGGUUUUCACUUCCUAUAUCCUCAUCAUCUCCACCAUCCUAAAAAUUGCCUCAGCUGAGGGCCGGAAGAAGGCCUUUGCCACCUGCACCUCUCACCUCACUGUGGUCAUCGUCCACUAUGGUUGUGCCUCCAUUGCCUAUCUCAAGCCCAAGUCAGAGAACACCAAGGAUCAGGACCAGCUGAUCUCAGUGACCUACACCAUCAUUACCCCGCUACUGAACCCUGUGGUGUACACCCUGAGGAAUAAAGAGGUCAAGGAUGCUCUGCUCCGGGCCAUUGGCAAGAAGCUUUCCUGACAAGAUG